AUGUCGCAGAAUUCGCACGGUCAUCACACACCACUCCCGCCUUUCCAUGCUCAUCCCCAGCAGAAUGCCCCGUCCAGUGCCGACCCGUCUGACCAUUCAGCGCCGUCCCAGAAGGUGUCUGCGUUUGUUUCCAAGCUCUACUCCAUGCUGAACGACCCGCAGCUGGGGCAUCUAAUCUGGUGGAGUCGAACUUAUCAAAACGACUACUCCACGUUUGCCCUGUUGCCGGGCGCAGAGUUCGCCAACUCUUUGACCCGCUAUUUCAAACACGGCAACGUGGCCUCCUUUGUUCGUCAACUACACAUGUACGGGUUCCACAAAGUUUGCGACAACAGCCCAACGCCUACUCCGCCAACAAACCCUAAUCUUUCAGACUCGGACCAAACAUCCAAAAUCCAGCAGCCCGUGUGGGAGUUCAGACACUCCUCGGGCCGCUUCAGAAAGGGAGACGAGUCGUCCUUGCCCUACAUCAAGCGACGGUCUUCGUCCGGACAGAAAUCGCUGCCUCCCAACGCAACGGAAUACGUUUCUUCCCAGAUCCUGCCCCCGCAACACCAAUACGAACAUUUCUACCCGCCGGUCGAGUAUCAUCAGCCACAUAUUUAUGUCCCCGUGCAAGACGUCCAGCAACAACAGCAAACAGCCUACGAGUACUCCGGCCAAUCAAUUCCGCCAUCCAUGCAGGACGUGGAACAUAAGCCAAGAAACUUGUCGGUCAAUAGCCACAUCAGCGAUAACACAGAGGUGUCGUUCCAGUCCUCCUCCAGAAACAGGUAUCCUUCUGUGUUUCUGGACCCGCUAGCACCGGCCCCUCUUCCGGCACCUUUCGCGUACCAAAACGCACACCAUCUUCAGCACUUCCCGCAUCACGACCAGCAAUACCCGCCGCUAGCGGCACAACAUCAUAUCCCAUUGUCGCAGAGACGCGCUGGAUCGUUUCCUAAUGUGUCCAAGCCCCUUCCCCAACAGGAAACCCGGCUCCCAAGAUCGAUUCCAACCGAGUUUGUGCCGCCGCCGCAGCACCCUCAUUCGCCCGUCCCGCAGGCCUCUGUCCAUCUCCACCAUCGCUUCGCAUCUCCUGUUUCCAAACCAAGCCCCUCGCAGCCUUUAGCGCCGCGCAUAAACACGCCAUCCUCGCAUCAGCGUAUUAUGCAGAUGCGUCCCUCAGUGUUCGAGCUGCAUCACAACCUCAACUCCAUCUCCUCUGCGUCCACCGUGGGCUCCAGCUCGAUCUUCAGUCGCACCUCCGUGGGCUCCUCCAUCGCCGGGCCCAGCUCCAGCCUUGCCUUCGCCAUGAACUCCCAGUCCGGCCAGUCCACCGUCGGCCGCAACUCCUCCAUCUCCGACCUCCUCAAUGCUGAGUCCCACUCCCAGCUGAAACAACUGGACCCUCCCAAGGGGGACAAACGGUCGUACGACUCCAACUCCGAGUCCGAUCCUGAUGACGAACUCGAGUCGAAAAAAAAGUCAAGACUCAGCUCCCAUGCUGAGCACUAA
Messenger RNA from Ogataea philodendri, 1497 nucleotides. RefSeq lists its product as uncharacterized. Gene Ontology annotation, molecular function: sequence-specific DNA binding; DNA-binding transcription factor activity. The transcript has a single exon. The record is from RefSeq and is a predicted model, not a curated record. NCBI's taxonomy places the organism in Eukaryota, Fungi, Ascomycota, Pichiomycetes, Pichiales, Pichiaceae. Gene Ontology annotation, biological process: regulation of DNA-templated transcription. Bases 1 to 1497 code for a protein of 498 amino acids.